AAAAAAAAAAAAAAACUUGUUCCAGCAUGAAGCGUUGAAGAAACGUCUUCAUAAACUGCCCUUGCUUGGUCUGACAUUCCACAUGUCCUGGAUCGAUUAGUAGUACUGCUUCUUUUGCAUUCCUGACCUACGAAGCAUCUAUCCUAGCUAGCGGUUUAUACGAUUAUUACCGUCGUCGCUAGUUGCAGUAUCUAAAUCAGAACCCCUGUUCCGGUCCCUUGACGCGUCCCUCAUUGUCGGCGUCUCUUCAACGAUUUGUCGGUCGCUCUCGUCUCGAUCGUUAACUUACUUGUCGUCAACUACGUCGCCGACAAUUUUUUUUUUAGGCAAUAGAACGUUCUGGGCAUAUUGUCAGCAUAACUGUCACAUGAUUGCAGACUGGCAAAAUGUCAAAUAGUGGUGGUACUUUGACUCUGCCCUCACCAACUCAUCCGCACCAUCACGUGGAUGUACAAGCAGGUCUAAGAUCAUUAAGGAGAUCACUUUCGCGUUCGCCAUCAAAAUUUGCACUCGUUCGAACUACAUCGCAGAGCAGUUCUGACCCGAGCUCUCCUUCAUCCCCGUGCAUUAGACGCGUUCAGUCCCAAUAUUUCGGACAAAACAAUUCUGUUAAUUCGCCCCCCGCAAAUCAACCACAUACACAGUCACCACUUGCAACGCCGUUUCGCCCAAACGUAAAAUUAUCAUUGCGAUCAGCGAAAAAGAGUCCAACAUCAGCUUCAUCAAAUAAAACAAUUUCUCGACAUCGAACAUCUCCAAGAAGCCCGUCUAGAAGGGCAUUAACCCAAGCUUCUGCUUCUGGUAAUUCAUAUCCGCCCUUAACGCCAAUUCCGUCACUUGCACCAGUCCCCUCUGGUCAGGAAAACCUAAAUAUUUUCCGCACGCGCAGCCCGGGUCCGCGCAAAGCUGCUGAGAGGGCCACCAAUCGACACAGUGUGCAUCUCGAUAUGUCCGAGUCCUCGCAGUUUGGGUCGCGAUUUGGCGACACAGGCAAUAGCACUACCACAACUUCUGUCACAAGCCCACUAAAACGAAGCGACGCGACAAUGAAUUUUGAUCAGACUUCUACAGGGAGCCCAAAACCCAAACGUCGCAGUUAUGGCUUGAGCGCCGAUUUUAAUGUUUAUGAUCAUGGCCCUGGCUCUCCAAGCGCCGAUGCGCAAGAUGAUUCAUCUCGAGAAUAUGACUGGACAAACUCUGUUUCCCCUAAUGUUUCCGAGCCUUCGUCAUCAUUAGCAUCUCACGCGGCAAUCCGCAGGGCUGGCUCUCUCCGAAAGUCUACUCUUCAGCAGCGAGAGCGAACAUCAUGGGGCAAACGCCAUGCUUCUCAGCAAUUAUCUCAGAAUUCUGGCGAAGUUACUACCCCUCAACGAGAGAGAACUUCGUGGGGAAGACGGGGCUCUUCGCAAUCAUCGCAGUCUCCCACCAACGAGACCAGUACGCCUAAUGGAAAAACUCGACCGCGAUUGUCUCUUGAUCACUUUAUGCCUCCACCCCCUCGAGAGAGUCCGUUCAAUACUCCAUCUCCACUGCCAAAUCCCUCUUUGCAUAUGCUCAACCAGCAAGCUCAGCAGCCACACCCAUUGUCUCGUAUUAUGACUACGUCGUCUUCCAAUUCAAGUCUUUCCAAUGACUCACCGACGCACUUUCCGGUCCCCGUUGUUGAAAAAUCGAGGGCGCCCAUGAACUUUUCCAAGAGCUUGCCAAUUGGUGGUACUAUCCGUCCCCAACAUUAUAAGCCGAGUCAUGGUAUCGCAAGCCUUUCUACCCCUGACUAUAAAAACGAGAAGCCAUAUGAGGGGGCGUUCGCAUCCACGGGCUUGGUAUCAAAGAUGGAAUACAACGCAUCAAAGUUUUCUGCUAGUGCGUACGGGGCUGUUCCCGACACACCUUGCAAGAAGCCCCUUGGUGGCUUUGCUACCUAUCCGCCUCCUCCUAUGACUGGCAAUGUCAAGGCCAGAGGUAGGCAUAUCAAAUAUACCUUUAACCGUCCACCAAGUCCUUUCGAAUCUAUGACCCCGAACCGAUCUGAGAAUCCCUUUAACGAUCAGCCUCGACCUAUGCUCUUCAACGGAUUCGGCACCCAUUCGCGAAGAGCGAGCUUAUUUAGCGUAUGUAGUGAUGAUGGGCGCAGUCCUUUGGAGAAGCUCGGUGGAAGUGAAUCUAGUAAUGAUGGAGAUUUGCCGCCGACACCCACAAAGCAGCAAACCGCGUCGCGAAGUACCAGCGGGCUGAGCCGACUGUCUACCGAAAGCCCCACGGCUAAUCGCCGUCUUCCUGCUUCCAUGUCUGGGUUUGGAUCCGGCGCAGCUUCACAGCAAGACUCUGCCGCCAGCCGUAAGUACUAUCUACCAAAGCAAUCCUGCAAUGACGGAAAAGGCGAAGGGAACAUUACCCCUAUCGAAGGGGUUGUGAACCUGCCAACACCUGCUGUUCAGGAGACGUACCCCAACCCUUGUCUCUCUUUGCCUUCAUUUAGUCGAUCUCGAGCUCAGCGUGGUUCGUUUUCUUCGCCUGCGCGGCUCGAGACACGCUCGAUGAUGACUCCUCUUGUGAAGUCCCCUACCAAAGUUCAGUUUGCUAAGACUAGCCCCGUGAUUACAGCAAGUCCUUUAGAACGGCUGGAAUUUGCAGAGAAGGCGACAACUCCCCGGACUCCGCAGGGAAACUGUGCGCCUCUCGAUGCAAGUCGUCUAUCAAUCUCAAACGCAAAUGACGGCUUCUUGUUCCCCGGCACUGGUGAUAGACAAUCAGCUUUCCCACCUGCGACUCCGACAACCCGACACGACAAUAUGCCGGCAUUCUUUGAACGUCGUGCCAUUACUCCUAUCAAUGGUAUGCAUUCCCACGACUUGGACGAGGGGCUCAUUCAGCGUUUUGGAAAGGUAGAAUUCAUAGGAAAGGGCGAAUUUUCAUAUGUGUAUAAAGUUACCGAGGCCGCACAGACUGCAAGAAUGAUUCAGCCUAGCUUCUUCAGCACUCCUACUCAUCGGGCAACUCCUCCACCGGCUACCAAGGUCUAUGCCGUGAAGAAACUUACCCUUCCGAUUCAGGGCAAUAAGGAUCGAGCUCUUCGAUUCCGUGAAGUGUCUGUAUUGGAAACCCUGAAAGGCUGCGAUCACAUCCUUCAACUUGCGAACAGCUGGGAAGAUGAUGGCUGUCUCUAUAUCCAGACCGAGUAUUGCGAAGAGGGUAGCCUUGAUGCAUUCUUAUCUUUUGUCGGCUUGAAGGGACGACUUGAUGAUUUCCGAAUUUGGAAGAUUAUGCUCGAGAUCGGCAAGGGUUUGAAGCAUAUCCACGAUGCUGGCUAUAUCCACCUCGAUUUGAAACCUGCCAAUAUCUUUAUCAACUUUGAAGGUACCUUGAAGAUUGGUGACUUCGGUUUAACGACAGCUUUGCCGAUUGAGAAAGGCCCUGAUCUAGAAGGAGACCGCGAAUAUUUGGCACCCGAGGCGCUUCGAGGAGAGAUUGGAAAGCCUACCGAUAUGUUUUCCUUUGGUCUAAUCAUGCUAGAAAUUGCAGCCAACGUCAAGCUGCCUGAGAACGGAACAACUUGGGCUGGGUUGAGAGAGGGUGACUUCUCUGAAGUUCCUGUUCUCACCCAAGACGCGGGCGCAAUCAUGCGGGAUGCUAAUGGCAUGCCGCUUGAUGAUAGUGAACGUAGCGUUGGUUUGUUUGGAGAUGACCGAGCUACUCCUGCGGGACGCCGCAGCUAUAAUUUCCGAAAUGCCACGCGCCAAUCGGCUGAUAUUUUCGGCCUCGGCCGUAAGAGCGAACUCCAGCAUCCUCCGGAUUUCAUGAAGGACCCUGAUCAUCCUAACUCCCUUGAUAUAAUUGUAAAGUCGAUGCUUACGCCGGACCCUAUGAUGCGUCCCACAGUUUCCCAGUUGCUCGAUCUGGAAGCAGCCAACUGGGUCGCAUCACGUCAACGAGCUGCCGCGACGGUCUUUGAAGGAAAUUGGGGCCCUGCGGAUGAAGUGUCUACUGCUCUCUCACUAGACACGGAGAUGACUGAUGUGUAAACGCUUUGCUCGAAGCCUUCAACUGAUCCCACGGGACUACCUGAAUCUUGCUCGGUCUGGCCUAGAACUGGAUAUGGAGUUAGUUGCAUUUGCCACAGUGGCAGGUGUUGUUUUGCCUUGCGUAUAUCGGCCGACUCUGGCUGGAUAUGUAGAGGCUGUCAUAAAGUUUCUGGCAUUUGGCCCAGGAAUAUAUCUGCGCGCAACUGGAGAUGUG
Daldinia caldariorum is the source of this 4236-nucleotide messenger RNA. RefSeq lists its product as uncharacterized. The transcript has 2 exons. NCBI's taxonomy places the organism in Eukaryota, Fungi, Ascomycota, Sordariomycetes, Xylariales, Hypoxylaceae. Gene Ontology annotation, molecular function: ATP binding; protein kinase activity. Bases 387 to 4022 code for a protein of 1211 amino acids. Gene Ontology annotation, biological process: protein phosphorylation. The record is from RefSeq and is a predicted model, not a curated record.